GCUACAAUGUCCAUGUAGAUGUUAAUUUUGCUGUCAAAGAUUGAUCCGUUUUAGCGAAGACACGUUCUCUGAGGAAAAAGGCCCAAAUGGCGGUGACACUUUGCGUUAGUUCCGAAAAUCCCGCGAUCGCUGCACUUGUAGCUGCAGAGUACAUCAGUGGUGAGGUGAAUGUCAGCAUCGAGUGGGGCAAGACCACCAGUCUCAAGGUGUCGGAGGAUCUGACAUGUACCAACUCUGAGGCCAUCUGCCGGUACUUGGCUCGGCUGGUUCCUACCGCUGGACUGUAUGGAAGUAAUCCUCUGGAAGCAACUGAGGUUGACCAUUGGCUGGACUUCAGCAGCAGCCGCCUUAGUCAAGCGGGGGAAUUCCCCGAAGCCAUACGCCACCUGGACAGGACUCUGGGUCCUCGCACCUACCUGGUCGGGAAGAGCCUCUCCAUAGCUGACCUGGCUGUCUGGGGAACGCUCAGAGGAAGCUCAACAUGGACUGGCAUGCUGACCAAAGGCCAGGGUCCGACCAACGUGACCCGUUGGUACAAGCUCCUCUCAGCCCAGAGUCAAGUCAAGAAAGUCAGAAGUGGUCUUCCCAGUGCUGGCCCGGCCAAUAACCAGGACAAGGCAGGGAAGCAGGCAGAUGUGGGAGGCUUCUUUGACUUGCCAGGGGCUAAGGAGGGCAAGGUAGUGGUUCGAUUCCCACCCGAAGCCAGUGGAUACCUGCAUAUAGGCCAUGCCAAGGCUGCCCUGCUCAAUCAGUAUUAUCAGGAACACUUCAAGGGAAGGUUGAUCAUGCGCUUCGACGACACCAACCCGGCGAAGGAAGAUAAGGAAUUUGAGAAAGUGAUUUUGCAGGACGUUGCCAUGCUGGGCAUCAAGUACGACCAUUUCUCCCACACCUCAGACCACUUUGACCUGAUCAUCCAGUAUGCCGAUGGGCUCUUAAAGGAAGGGAAGGCGUACGCCGACGACACAGAGGCCGAGCAGAUGAAGAAAGAGCGAGAGCAGAGGAUCGAGUCCAAGAACAGGCUGAACUCCGUGGAGAAGAACCUCCAAAUGUGGGAGGAGAUGAAGAAAGCCACUACCUUCGGCAGGACCUGUUGCCUGAGAGCCAAGAUUGACAUGCAGUCUAACAACGGAUGCAUGAGAGACCCCACCAUCUUCAGAUGUAAGGAUGAGCCACAUGUCAAGACAGGGACCAAGUACAAGGUCUACCCAACCUAUGACUUUGCCUGCCCGAUUGUGGACUCAGUCGAGGGUGUGACCCACGCCCUCCGCACAACUGAGUAUGCCGACAGGGACGAACAGUACAACUGGUUCUUGGAGAACCUGAGGCUCCGCAACGUGUUCAUCUGGGCCUACAGCCGGCUGAACCUACAGCACACAGUGCUGUCCAAGCGCAAGCUGACAUGGUUUGUGCAGCAGGGGCUGGUGGAUGGAUGGGAUGACCCAAGGUUCCCCACAGUCCGCGGUGUGCUGAGGCGAGGAAUGACUGUGGAAGGCUUGAAGCUGUUCAUUGCAGCUCAGGGUUCGUCACGGUCCGUUGUCAUGAUGGAAUGGGACAAGCUCUGGAGCUUCAAUCGCAAGGUCAUCGACCCCAAGGUUCCCCGGUUCUCUGCUGUGGUGAAAGCCGAGGCCGUGCCGAUCACAGUGAUCGGGGCAGUGGAAGACGUCAAAGAAGUGGCUAAACAUCCAAAGAACGAGUCUGUCGGGAUGAAGAGAGUGUGGUACAGCAGUAAGGUCAUGAUUGACCAGGAGGAUGCAGCCAUCCUCAAGGAAGGCGAGGUCGUGACCUUUGUCAACUGGGGCAACAUCAUCAUCAACCAAAUCAGCAAAGACAGCUCUGGGAAAGUCAUUUCCGUCGAUGCGAGACUUAAUCUGGAAAAUCAGGACUAUAAGAAGACCACAAAGCUGACCUGGCUAGCUGAAACUGAGAGGGCACCCUUGAUCCCUGCUGUUAUGGUGCGCUUUGAGGACAUCAUCACCAAGGGAAUUCUGGGUAAAGAUGAUGACUUCAAGAACUUUGUGAACAGAAACUCCAAGACCGAGACAGUGCUGCUUGGCGACCCAGAACUUGCCAAGUUGAAGAAAGGAGACAUCAUUCAGCUUCAACGCAAGGGAUUCUUUAUAUGUGAUCAGGCUUACGAGGAGCCAAGCCGGCAUAGUGGACGGGCCAGCCCUUGUGUUCUCUUCAAUAUACCAGAUGGACACAAGACAACCUCCAGCUCAAGUAAAGCACAGGAGCCGGCUAAGGAUAAUAAGAGCAAGAGGCAAGGGAAUCCAGUUUCGAGUCCAGGUAACAGACCAGCUGUAAAUGGCAAUGUGAAUGCCCUCAUUGGUCAAAUCACGGCCCAAGGAGAUGCAGUCAGGAAACUAAAGGCAGACAAAGCACCUAAGGAAACGGUAGAUGCUGAAGUUAAAACUCUCCUCUGCCUUAAAGCUGACUACAAAGCCCUGACCGGCAGUGACUACAAGCCCCCUGGGGGUGGUCAAAAGGCAGACAAGAAGGGGGAUAAGAAGGCCAACAAGCAGAAGGAGAAGGGGGCAGAGCCUAAGAAAGCCAAGGAAGAGAUCAAGGAGGCAGCAGCAGUAGGGGCAGACAAGAAACAGACCAGGCUGGGCCUGGAGGUCAAGAAAGACGAGAAUCUGAGCGAGUGGUACUCACAGGUCAUCACCAAGGCAGAGAUGAUCGAGUACUACGACGUCAGUGGCUGUUACGUCCUGCGUCCAUGGUCCUAUGCCAUCUGGGAAGCCGUCAAGGAGUAUUUUGAUGGCUGCAUCAAGAAGCUGGGGGUGGAGAACUGCUACUUCCCCAUGUUUGUUUCACAGGCUGCACUGCAACGUGAGAAGGACCACAUAGCUGACUUCUCCCCUGAGGUUGCCUGGGUGACCAAGUCAGGCAGCUCUGAAAUGGCCGAACCAAUUGCCAUCCGCCCUACCAGUGAGACAGUGAUGUACCCUACCUAUGCCAAAUGGGUCCAGUCCCACAGGGAUCUUCCCAUCAAACUCAACCAGUGGUGCAACGUUGUGAGGUGGGAGUUUAAACACCCACAACCCUUCUUGCGGACUCGCGAGUUCCUCUGGCAAGAGGGCCACACGGCCUGGUCCAAUCGCCCUGACGCUGAGGAGGAAGUGUACACCAUCCUGGGCCACUAUGCUGAGGUCUAUGAGGACCUCCUGGCCAUCCCUGUGGUGCGCGGAAGGAAAACCGAGAAGGAGAAGUUUGCCGGCGGGGACUUCACCACCACCGUGGAGGCAUUCAUCUCGGCCAGUGGCAGAGCCAUCCAGGGUGCUACAUCUCAUCAUUUGGGGCAGAAUUUCUCCAAGAUAUUUGAAAUCAAGUUUGAAGAUCCUAACAACGAGGGCACUCACGAGUUUGCUUACCAGAAUUCGUGGGGUAUCACGACUCGGACCAUCGGGGUCCUGUGCCUUGUCCAUGGGGACGACAAGGGAUUGGUGCUGCCUCCCAGGGUGGCCUGCAUACAGAUUAUCAUUGUGCCGUGUGGAAUCACCAAGACAACCACCAAUGAGAUGAAAGAGACGCUGCUCAGCAAGUGUGACGAAUACUUUGACAAGUUCAAAGCGGCGGGGAUCAAAGUGCGCAAAGACUACCGAGACAACUACAGUCCUGGGUGGAAGUUCAACCACUGGGAGCUCAAGGGUGUGCCCAUACGUGUGGAACUGGGCCCUCGUGACGUGAAGAAAGGAGAGAUUGUCAUGGUUUGCCGCGAUACGGGGGAAAAAGUUACCUACAAAGAGAGCGAGGCAGUUAGCAAAGCCAAGGAGAUGUUGGAAGAUAUUCACCACCGGCUCUAUGAAAAGGCGAGCAAGGACUUGAAGGACCACCUGAAGGUGACCACGAGUUGGGAUGAAUUCUGCUCAUAUCUUGACCUGAAAAAUCUAAUCCAAGCCCCAUUUUGUGGUGAAGGCAGCUGUGAAGACAAGAUCAAGAAAGACAGUGCACGGGAUCAAGAUGUAGAGGUGGGGGCACCUUCCAUGGGGGCCAAGAGCCUUUGCAUCCCCUUCAAGCAGCCAGCCGAGGUGAUGGAGGGCACUAAGUGCAUUUACCCCGACUGCAGCAAGCUUGCCAAGUUCUACUGCAUGUUUGGACGCAGCUACUAACCAACGUGCCUCUUCCCAGUUUGAAGAGUUUGAUUCUUCACUUCCAAGCGCCACUUACAGCUUGUUGUAACUAUCAUAGGAUUCUCCUGUUCAAAGGCUAGAUUACUUGAAGCUGAAACUAUAGAAAGUGAAAUGUCUGUGCAUUGUGAGUUUGGGUGGGAACUAUUUUCUACGGUAUUCUUAAGCUGGUUGUAAUGUUCUUUUCUCUCUUUUCUGGGGGGAGGUUCAGUAUUUUGUGUGUGUGUGUCAGGCAGCUUUCUAUUAAGGUCAUUUUUCCAAAUGUCUUUUGACAGAUUGCUUAGGAGGCCUAUUAAAAUGUAGGCAUUGGCUAUGCCAUCAUUCUGUGAGAAGUAGGUCAUCUAUGCACUCCAUGCUAAAGAACUAUUCUGAUUACGUAGAUGGUCUACAGUUUCCAAACAGAAAAACAAACUUGUGCUUUAUGCACAUUUGUACAGGGUGCAGAAACACAAAACUGUAUAGUUGUAUGUUGGAAGUGUCUCGAAAGAGUCAACCCUGUAUCUACAGGAAUAGACAUCAACUAUGUAAAUCGCUCUCUCUAGAUAUUUCUUGUUAAUAGCCAGUUUCUAUUACUUGAUGCUGGUCUGAGAAUUUUUCAACCUUUCUUUGAUGAAAUUUGACUGAAAACCUGCUAUAUGUGAACAGGACAAAAAUUCCGAAAACAUUUUGUCCUUAGCUUCCAUCCCCUGAAAAAAUGUCAACCAAUCAGUAACCAAUUCUCAGCUUUUGUUAGUCUUGUACUAACAUGACCUUGUUUAGGACCUCGUGAGUUAUGACAUGAAAUUACUUUAAGAGUCUUACAAUCUGUGUUUUCAAACUGUGGAGGAACCUAUUCCUCUGUAAUUAUUGGUAUUUACUUUCACACAAAUCAAAGCACUUUGUGUUUUCUGUGUCAGUUAGAUUUUAAUGAAAUAUUUCAGGAAAAUGCAUACAGAAAAUCUAUUUUAGAAGCAAAAGAAACACUCUCUGAACACACUUAAGUGAUUUUUACUUAAACAAAGUCUUGACAUUUAACAAACAGGUAUAUGAACUGAAAAACUCAUUUUUAUUUGAUAGAUCAUGGCUUUUCCAAUUGUGAUACAGUGGGCUUUUUGAGCAUGAGGGGCGGAAUCAUAAUAGUGAAUAGUGGGCAGGAGGAUCAAGAGAGGAUAAAACACCCUUUAGUUUUUGUAGUGGUUUGUCUUUAAAAAAGUGUAAGUUGGUGCUCCAACUUAUGCGGAGAAUACUUACAUAAUUAGUAAGAGGCAAAGCAUCGCAUUCAUGCUCAACAUCCCUGACUGAUAUUUAUAUUUUAUUUGGCACCCAGUUACUCCUUGUUCUAUAAUGUGGCCUUAUUUAACAGAUGAAACUCACACUAUGUUAUAAGCUCUGGUGUUACACUAAAGCGUGUUAUGGUAUGCAAAAUGUUUGAGGUGCUCUAUUCUAUAUACAAGCCAUGUCAUGUUGUAUUUGCUCUUUUGCUUUUUGUGUUUGGUCAAUUCUUGAGGCUUUUACUUUUUUCUUUUUUUGUUUAUGAAGAGAUUUGUUAGGCAUUGAACCUUUUAGAUGAGGUAAAGCUCUCGAUCCAUCAACCAGUAUUUUCUGAGUUGUUUGAUACUAUUUGGUGUUAGGGAGAUAGCUAUUUUGUCACCGACAGUUUGCGUAGUGACACAAAUGUAGUAAUUGAAAUGAAAAUUAGUAAUCCUUCGUUGUCAGAAUUGUUGUAAUGAGGCAAAUAUGUGUAGCCUGGUUUCUUUAGAGAAUUGCCUCUAAUUACAUACAAUUUGUAGAAGAAACUUGAUCAUGGUUAAACACUGGAUCAACACCUA
Messenger RNA from Acanthaster planci (crown-of-thorns starfish), 5941 nucleotides. RefSeq names its product bifunctional glutamate/proline--tRNA ligase-like. Gene Ontology annotation, biological process: translation; prolyl-tRNA aminoacylation; glutamyl-tRNA aminoacylation. NCBI's taxonomy places the organism in Eukaryota, Metazoa, Echinodermata, Asteroidea, Valvatida, Acanthasteridae. Gene Ontology annotation, cellular component: cytoplasm; aminoacyl-tRNA synthetase multienzyme complex. Gene Ontology annotation, molecular function: proline-tRNA ligase activity; ATP binding; glutamate-tRNA ligase activity. The record is from RefSeq and is a predicted model, not a curated record.